AUGCUUGUGACUGAGGUCGCAUGUAGCGAUGCCAUUCGCCAGGCUCGUGUUACGCGAGUGCAGUCGAGGGGUUUGAAGAUGUCGAAACGGGUGAAUUUGAAAAGAAGCGAAAGUGGUACCCACACUGUCUUCAAGAAGUUUGGUCAGUCGAUUGAUGUGAAGAUAUCAACAACUGAUUUGCCAACCAAAAUGAGCUUUCCCUAUGUGAAGUUUUCAAGUUGGCUGCGUUACAUUGUGGAGUAUGACAACCUUGACUGCUUAGUUGGUACUGGUGACGUUGAGAAAAUGCGCCCAGUGCUCACUACCUUUUGGAAACGGUUUGAAGCCCUGUACCCACACCAUGUCAUAUGCGAUCGUGCUGAAGGUGAUCGAGACUUCCACAGAAGCAUGUGUAUCCCAGUACUCUACCAUGGAGAUGAAGGAAGGGGAUUGAAAAAGAAACAACUUAUGGUGCUGUCUACUCACGGCUGCCUCGGCAAGGGCAAUUCACACUCGAAUUUGGGAAAAACACAAGCUGAACUGGAAAACCCUGAUGGACCCUUACGUGCCAACAUGCUUGGCAAUACAUUCUGCAAUCACUUUUUGCAGUGUGUGAUGCCUAUCAGUUUGUAUGGGGAGGCACCUGAAGCCUUCGAGCAUAUGCUUCAGCUACAAGCCGAUGAAUUUGCAAAACUGUUUUGGGAUGGCAUUGUUAUCCAGAAUCAGCGUUUUUUCAUUGCAUGUGUGGGGAUCAAAGGUGACAGUCCUUUUGUUCAAAAGAGUGGCUUGUUCGAUAGGUCAUUUACCAGGCGGCCGCGUGCCCCAACUUCCAGGACAGCUGCUGUUGGAAUUUGCCAUCGAUGUCUUGCUGGUAAGGAAAACUAUCAGGUCAAUGGGGUUCACAUUGAUGUACCCUAUGAGGAAUUGGGGGUGGAAACACCUAUGUGGAGAGGUACAAUUGGCGUAACGCCACCCUACAGCGCACCCAGCCCUUUGCUGAACAUACCAUAUGAGCGUUCUGGUGAUCAAACUGGUAUGUGGAAGUUUGACCUAUUUCACAGCUUUCAUUCAGGCGUUGGCAAGUAUUUUGCUUCAUCUGUAGUGGUGGUGUGUUUGGAGCUGAUUGAUGCUUCGAUAGAUGAGUCGCUUCGCAUCAUUUCAAGUGAUUUCCUGGAGUACUGCAAAAGAGAGAAAGAAAGCCCAUACCACAAAAAGAUCACGAAAGCAUUACUCGGAAUAGAACAUUCCUUCAAAGAUUGUCCUGAUGGUGGGUGGACCAAAGGUGAUUUCACACGUGUCAUGUGCCAAUGGUUCGACAACUAUGCUUCCAGAAAAGUUGUUGGGAAAACAGCUGAAGCUGCAGUGACGAUCAACCUUUGCCUGGGGAAUCUCUACAGAGAGGGUCUCUUCAUCAGAUCUGCUGACGCUGAACGCAUCGGCAAGCAAGGUUUGUUGUUUCUUCAGCUUUAUGCUGAACUUGCCCAAAUGGCUUUUGAUCGGCGUUUGAAGAGGUUCCCACUAGUUCCAAAACUGCACUAUCUUCAUCACCAGUUCCUGGAGCUAGUGCUUGAUUCUCGAAGAGCUGAAUGGUGUCUCAACAUCAUCAUGACAGGGGUUCAAUUAGAAGAGGACUACAUUGGUAGGCCCAGCCGAUUAGCUAGACGAGUCUCUAGCAGAACAACGGCCCUUAGGGUAAUUCAGAGAUCUUUUUUGGCAGUGCGCAAUGCACUAUCGGAAGGCAUUGCUGAUGAUUCUUGA
Cladocopium goreaui is the source of this 1737-nucleotide messenger RNA. The record is from the annotation of a GenBank genome assembly. Lineage: Eukaryota; Dinophyceae; Suessiales; Symbiodiniaceae.